Molecule: messenger RNA, 378 nt
Organism: Mauremys reevesii (Reeves's turtle)
Lineage: Eukaryota; Metazoa; Chordata; Testudines; Geoemydidae
Product: histone H4
Exons: 1
Coding region: 10-321 (103 amino acids)
Biological process (GO): nucleosome assembly
Cellular component (GO): nucleosome
Molecular function (GO): structural constituent of chromatin; DNA binding; protein heterodimerization activity
Source: RefSeq, a predicted model, not a curated record
GUUAACGAGAUGUCUGGUCGUGGCAAGGGCGGAAAGGGGCUGGGUAAGGGGGGCGCUAAGAGGCACCGCAAGGUUUUACGCGAUAACAUCCAGGGUAUUACGAAGCCUGCGAUCCGCCGCUUGGCUCGCCGCGGUGGGGUGAAGCGCAUCUCGGGGCUGAUCUACGAAGAGACCCGCGGGGUGCUGAAAGUUUUCCUGGAGAACGUGAUCCGCGAUGCGGUGACCUACACCGAGCACGCCAAGCGGAAGACGGUGACGGCCAUGGAUGUGGUGUACGCGCUGAAACGCCAGGGGCGCACCCUGUACGGCUUCGGGGGCUGAGUCGGCUUUUAACCCCCUACACACUCUUAUUUCACCAAGGCCCUUUUAAGGGCCACC